Mauremys mutica (yellowpond turtle) is the source of this 6008-nucleotide messenger RNA. RefSeq names its product maestro heat-like repeat-containing protein family member 2B. The record is from RefSeq and is a predicted model, not a curated record. NCBI's taxonomy places the organism in Eukaryota, Metazoa, Chordata, Testudines, Geoemydidae. The transcript is spliced from 32 exons. Gene Ontology annotation, cellular component: cytoplasm. Bases 72 to 3845 code for a protein of 1257 amino acids. Gene Ontology annotation, biological process: signal transduction.
CAAAUUCUUGCAAUUAACCAUCUGCUUUAACUCUCUUCUUUUACACUCAGUUCCUAAGAACAUCUCUGGGGAUGAUAGACGACAGUGCCUGGAGCAGCCAGAUAAGCCUUGAGUUGAACCAGCAGAUGGCCAGCUAUGCCAGCCCCUCCCUUGAGAAGAGUUUCCUGUAUAAGGCGCUAGGAACGUCCUUAGCAGUUUGCCAGGACCUGGUCCAUAUUAAAUCACAGCUUCAUCUAUUUUUGACAGCAACAGAUUAUAUGGAAGCCCCUGAGAGACAGGGAGUCAUUUCCAUCCUCGCGUUCUGUGCUGAGAGCCACUUGGACCUCACCCUGAACGCACUUCAGGAGUUUGGGGCUACAGUGAGCAAGGUUACGAUUCCUGGGUUCAUCAGCCGCCUGAAGGACUACCACCAUGGGAGAAGAGGCCAGACUCACAGCACCCUGAUGCUGACCUACAGCAGCGUGGCUGUCCAUGCUCCAAAAGAACAGCUUCUCUCCCGAGUAGAGGCAGACAUCACAAAGAACAUCCUUCUCCAUUAUAGAGCCAGUUGUCAGGUGCUGGGCAUCACUGUUGCGAACAAGGACAUGAACCUAAAAUUAACCCUCAUCCAGAAUGUCAUGGAGAUUAGCUGUGCCAUCUUGGAGACCAGAGACUCCCAAGAGUUCGAAUUCUCAUACAAACUGGAGCUCCUUGGCUACAUGUUGGACUUCAUUAAAACGGAACCACUGGAUUCCCUGACAUCUCCAGUUCGCUACCAGGCAGUUCUUGCCAUUGGACAUCUGAGCAAGCUCAAACCAUCUCUGACCAUGGAGGAAAACCGUGAGCUCCUUGGUCAGUGCUUCAAAAGUUUAUUUCCCCUUCCUCCCUUGGAGAAGAUGAUAGAGGAAGACGGGACAGCAAAGGAUGCUCUGCAUAUACAAUCACUCUACGUGAGGUCCUUGGAAGCCCUUGGCAAGCUAGUGGAGACUUUGCUGGAGGAAGAACCAACCGCAGACUGGUUCCAGGAAAUGUUUGAACUCCUAAGGACAUGGUUCAGUUCGGGGAAGGAGUGGGAGAGAGAACGGGCCUUGCAGGCCAGCACCCAGCUGCUGACUGCCUAUCGAGAGACAGUUCACAGCACAUAUGAUCCCGAGCUUUCGUCACGGCAGUUUGGGGUUGAGCUCUCCCGACUGACCAAUGAGGAGCGAGCGGUGCCACUGGUGGUGGAGAAGCUCAUAAACUACAUUGAAAUGCAUGGAUUGUACACCGAGGGCAUUUACGGGAAGUCAGGCUCAAUCAAUAAGAUAAAGGAGCUCCGACAGGGUCUUGAUACAGAUAUUGACAAUGUGAAUCUAGAUGACUACAAUAUUCAUGUCAUUGCCAGUGUGUUCAAACAGUGGCUGAGAGAUUUGCCCAAUCCCCUCAUGACCUUCGAACUCUACAAGGAAUUUCUGCGAGCUAUGGGCCUGCAGGAGAGGAAGGAGACCAUCCGAGGCGUGUACUCUGUCAUUGAUCAGCUCUCUCGCACCCACCUCAGUACCCUGGAACGCCUCAUCUUUCACCUUGUGAGGAUUGCCCUGCAGGAAGAGACCAAUCGAAUGUCAGCUAAUGCCCUGGCCAUUGUGUUUGCUCCCUGUAUUCUCCGCUGUCCUGACACAACUGACCCACUGCAGAGCGUUCAGGACAUCAGUAAAACAACCACCUGUGUGGAGUUGAUUGUCGUAGAGCAGAUGAAUAAAUACAGGGCUCAUCUCAAGGACAUCAACAGCCUGGAGUUUGCUGAGAACAAAGCAAAAAGCAGGCUGUCUUUGAUCCGCAGAUCAAUGCCUCAGGAAACUUUUCAUCAGUUUGGAUCUCUGAUUGGAGCAAUAGCACCAUACAGCUGUGAUUCACUGGCCACGUCUCGUCAGUGGGUGUUUGACUGUAUCAGCUGCCUUCUCUGUAUACAAGGCCAGCCCAUGAACCUGGGGUCAGUGGAAGAGGAGCUGAGAUGUCUCCAUGAAGAACUAACAGCAGCUCCGGACCCCGAGGCUUUGUUUCAGGCCUCUUCCAAAAUGGCCAGGGUUGUUAGUAAGUACUUUCCCCCAGAACAGGCCACAGCCUUUAUUGAGGCCACAGUGGAAAGUAUGCUGUCUGCCAGCCCCACCUGUGCCACAGCAGCUGGACUGUGGAUGAAGGUUAUACUGAAGGAGUGUGGAGAUGCCAUGCUUGAUAAGGUGCCAGCUAUUGUGGAUAUAAUAUAUAGCCACAUGGCUACUAUCCAGGAGGGCAGCUUGAGGCAAUUCCUGCUGGAGGCAGUGUCUAUUUUAGCUCACCAUCACCUAGAGGCAGUGAUCUCCAGCCUACUCAGCAACCAUCUGCCAAUGGACAGGAAGGUCCAAGAGCAUGUGGAGAUCUCUGGGGGAGACCCCUUGCUUGCCACUCAGGUCCUACAGGUCCUAAUAGAAAAAAUAAAGACGUCAACAAGCCAAGAAGAAAGCAUCACCUCAGAGACUGAAACUGACAGGCAUUUGGCAGCUGCUGAACCUCUCUCAGCAACAUGUGCCAUCUUUGAGGUGGUGUCAGCACAGCAGUCGAGCAAAGCUGUGCAGGAGCUGCUCCCAGAGUUGUUUCCUGUUCUCCUGCAGCAGGUCAGCCGAACCUCAGGACAAAAGAUGCCUUUGCCAAGGAUAAGAAGCCGGAGCCUAUUCCAAAAAGACCAACAACAUACUGAGGGCAACCCUUGCCGGUUUUCUGUCCAAGCGUUAGAAUCUGUGCUUUCCAAAGCUAGGAAUGAGAGACUGGUGAGAGUGCUCAGGACGCAGAAAACAUGGAUUCUGCUUGAAAACCCCCAGACUCACCAUGAGGGAGUGUGUCUGCUGGUGAGUGGUCUGCUAAGAUUUGGACUAAUAACCCUUGAGAUCAUCCAGAGCCUCCUCCCCUGGGUGAAUUCCCCAAUGGAAAACUUCCGAAUCACCGGCACAGCUUUCCUUGCCCAGCUAAUGACUGAUACCAUGCUCAGGGAGAAGAAGUUGCUUAAGAGUGUCUUGCGCAUCUUGGAAGAAAGGUCACAGGAUAGGAACAGCAUUGUCCGUCAGAUGGCUGUAAGAGGCCUGGGAAAUAUAGUCGAUGGGGCGCCUGUGAAGGUGAAAAAAUACAAGAAGUUUCUUCUGGACAUACUGAUCGGGGCCUUACAUGACGUUUUCAGUUCUGACGUGAUUGGUGAGAGCAUGAAAGCACUGGCCAAAGUCCUGAAGGAGCUGAAAGAGAAGGACAUCGGUUCUUCCUUCAAAGACCUCACCGAACAGAUCUGGGCCUACUUUGACGAUGAGAAUGAUGGUCUUCGCUCAGUGGCCUUUGUCCUAUUUGGCAUCCUGGCUCAGUUGACAAAGAAAAAAUGGAAGGCCUAUUUCGCUGAGCAGGUUCGAAAGAGCUGGGUCAUACUUCUGCUGCACCUGCAAGACCCAAGCCCCGAGGUUUCAAUGGAAUGCAGAGCUACAUUUCACCUCUGUUUCCCGUUUUUGGGACUGAAGAGUCUCCAACAUGCGAUCAAUAAGCACCUUGGUGGCAGAGCCGAGCUGAAGCCUGAAGAGCUCCAGGUGGACAUUUGCAGACACCUUGCCAAAGAAAAUGCAGAACUGCUGGAGAACUUGUAUAGCACAACCAUCGCGUCCUUCAGUAGCAGCUGGGAAGGGAUCCGGGCAGGUGCCGCCAACUUAGCUGGCAUCAUCCUGGAACACACAGACACUCAGCGUAUGAAAUGGCUGGACCUGGAACAUCUGCUGAUGUCUCUCCGGGUCCUAGAGAAAGACCCAAGUCCCACUGUCCAGCUGGUGGCAACUGAGCUCAUAAGUGACAUCUGUCCUGGCCGAGCGCUUGGCGAAUGAAGCAGAACGGAGACAAACAGAACAAGGCGCUCCAGUGGUAUAAGGGCCCUACCAUCAAUCAAAUGUUAAUCCCACCCCUUGACCCCGGCAGCAAGAUGUGUCAUGUGACCCCUCUAAGAACUCCUCCCACUGCCAUCUACCGAUCAGGGUGGGUUUCGCCCCAAUAGGAAUGCCCCGAGGGAAGACUUGACCAAUCAAGGGGAGUUCCGGGGCAGGUGACCUGUCCUUUGUGUGACCCCUCUAAGAACUCCUCCCACUGCCAUCUACCGAUCAGGGUGGGUUUCAGCCACUGGGGAUCACUCCAAGAGGAGAUUUGACCAACUGGGGGGAAUUCUGGGGUGGGGUGACCCAUCCGGAAGUGCUUCAUGUGACCCUUCUAGGAACUCCUCUCACCACCCUUUACCAGUUGCGAUGGGUUUCAGCUGCAGAGGACUGCCCCAAGAGGAGAGUUGACCAAAACAAGGUAGGUUCUCGGAAGGGGUGAACCUCCCAGAAGAGGGUUGUGUGACCCCUCUAAGAACUCCUUCCAAUGCCCUCUGCCAAUCAGAGUGCAGCACAUCACCUCAUAAGUCCCAGCGCUGGGCAGAGGAGGCCAUCUCUUACCAAGAAGACGUGUUUUAUGAAUUGUGGAAAGGCUGAGAGGAGACAUGGACUCCUUUACCACUCCCCUGAGAACUUCAGACUUUGUUUUAGCCCCGAGGACCUUUUGGGCUUGUAUGGAUAAAGCGCUAUAGCAGUUACAGUUCCGAGGAGGGCCCUUUGACUCGACCAUUGAUAGAUACCUCAGGACCCGACCCCGAACCCUCGUGAAGAACCCCGAUGAGUGUGACGACCCCCCCCCAAAGUGGGAAGAUGAUCAUGGCUUGGGGGAGUCACUGGUGGACAAGGUGAACGGGAAAGACGUUGCUCAGCUCGACGAUGCCUUUCAAGAGGCCUUUGAGAACUUACACAUCGGUAGCCCUGUUGUGCAUCAGCUGUUUUUGCUCCUGUCUGAGAUGCGGAUCUCAAGAGGAAAAUCCGGAAAAGGACAAAAUAGAAGAAUGAACCAGCUCAGAGUCUUUUGUUGUAGGGGUCAUGGCGUCCAUUUUUACAGGUGGCUGUCAAAGGUUGUGUUAAACCAGGCAAUUAAUUAAACUUAUUUAAAUGUGUCCCUAUGACUGUAUCCCCUCCAUACUUGCGUUAGUAAAAGACGGUACCAGGAACAGUCCUGUCUCCACAGACAGCUCUGUUAAUGAAAAUAGAUUACAUCCCCAGGGAUGCUGGGAGCUUUGGUGGGGGAAUCCUCUUUUUGAGUGGCCAAAAAGCACAGUAAAACUUUUUAAAUAGAAGACAGGUAACAGCUUAGCUUUCAGAUCAGAUGCUUACACUUUACACAAACUGGCUCAAAUACAUUUUAAAAGAAACAAGACCAUUGUUUCAGAUGUGGACGCGCAAUGGCAGGCAGAUCUGGUAGAUGUGCACCGGUUCUCCAAACACAACAGAGGCUUUAAGACGUAUUAUCUGACUUUAUAAAGAGUGACAACCAGAGCUUUCACAGAACUAUACGUACCAGUCCUGCUGAUGUUAAUCCUUCACAUUCUCUGAAGAUAUGCAAAACAGUUUAUAGAGAUGGUUUUAAAAUAAAACCAGUUGUUGCCCCUUUUAGAAAAGGCGACCACGUGAGACUAUCUAAAGUCAAAGGAGCCUUUGAAAAAGGUUAUGAACAGACGUUUACUGAUGAGCUAUUUAUAGUGGAUGAAGCCUUAACCAGGAGCCAGAGACCUGUAUACUGAUUAAAAGAUUACGAGGGUGAGACAGUUACUGGAUCUUUUUGCCCUGAAGAAUUACAAAAAGUAAACCCCAAACAAGACAGGAUUUACAGGAUUGAAAAAGUUCUAGCGGAUAAAGGAAAAGGGAGAAGAAAGCAGCUACUGGUGAAAUGGUUUGAGGAGGCGAUAAGUUUAACAGCUGGGUGGAAGCUUCUCAACUCUGUGACAUUUAGACGUGAACAAAACAAACAAACAAAAAGAUUCCUCCUGCAAAGACAGAGAGAGAGAAAAAUGAGCGACAGCGGGUUCUACAUUACGUUGCCCAGCAAUGCCAGCUCUGCAGUUUUUCCUCAGAACACCAGCUUGAACUUUACAAUAUGGCUAAUUAAGCCCUGGGAUAUCCAGAGAGCCUGGG